Andrographis paniculata is the source of this 1447-nucleotide messenger RNA. RefSeq lists its product as uncharacterized. The transcript is spliced from 4 exons. Lineage: Eukaryota; Viridiplantae; Streptophyta; Magnoliopsida; Lamiales; Acanthaceae. The record is from RefSeq and is a predicted model, not a curated record. The coding region runs from base 571 to 1170 and encodes 199 amino acids.
CUUUGUCGUCUGCUAUUGUGGAACCAUCGUCAUCUCGAUCUUCUAUCUCAACUUCAGAUCUUUUUUUUUUUUUUUUUUUUUUGAGGUUUUUGCUAAUCUGAAUGACCUUUUCUAAUUUAUCAACGUUUAUGUCAAUUUUGUCAUCUAUGGUUGUUGAUUUCAUUGAUCUGGGAAAUUGGUUGAUCUCUCAUGUAGAUCAAUUCCAAAUCUUCGAGGCUGUGACCAGUUUUCUCUAAAACUUUGUUUGAUUUGGAUUUAGAAGAUUUUGAGUUAGGAUUGUUUAGUAUGAGAUGAAAUUUGUCAUUUUAUCAAGUUUUUGUGAAUCCAUGCUUUGUUUUUCUUUUCUAUUUUUUUUACUUGCAAUGUUGUGAAGGAUAAAUUGAUUUUGAUGUGUCCAGACUCCAGAGAAAUUACAAACCAACAACAAGAGGAUGUCUCAGGCCGGAUAUAUAGAUAAUUAAUGGUUGCGUUUCCCUAACAGUUCGAGCUUUUAGUAUGACCGGGUGAAGCCUACACUAAGAUGGAACAGCAUGAAGAUGAGCUGUGAAGGCCAAAGUUGGAGCUGAGGAAAUGUUGGGGCAAGAGAAUUAUGUUAUCGAGGCAAAGAAGUUGGCGUUGCGAGCAAAGGCUGUAUAUCCUGAGUUAGAUGACAUCACCCAAAUUUUGUCUACAUUUGAUGUCUAUCAGUCUGUACAGAAGGUCCAUGAAGAAGAGGUCGAUUGGUACAAGGUUCUUGGCUUUAAGCCAUCUGAUGCAGAUAAAAAGAGAUCUGUUGCUUGGGACUUGAUCUCCGACAAGGCGAAGAGGCUUAAGUAUGACUUGAAGAGAGGCAUUGUACAAGUUCAAGUCAAUCGCAGAACACGGGUGAACCAACAUUUUAUGAUUUCAUGGGUGAAGUAUUUUGGUGACCCAAAAGAAGCACCUCCACCACUGGAAAGAGUUAGCCCGGAAGGAGAAGGAUCAUUCAUUGAGGAACUUAUUCAAUGCAUGGCGCAUCACAUGGACGAUAAUAUAUUGAAGGAUCUCAAGACCAACAUUCAAGCCCGUGGUUCAUUUGGUAUCGACUACCCUCAGACGAACCUCCGGGGGUAUUUAAUAUGGUUAAGGGAUGAGAUGCAGAACCUACAUUCUACAUAUAAAAGCUGGCAUGAUACACAUAUAUGCUCAUAAAAAAGGGUUUUCUCAGACUAAGGGUGAGUUGUAGUUUUUCCAAACUCGCCGCGCCAAAAUGCUGACUUGUUGAACUUGAAUAAUGCGUGAGUAAUUAAUUCUUCGACUUGCAUCCUUUUUCAGGAAUACAAGAAAGUAAUAUUUCCCCCAUUCACAUUACUCCACUAGACCUCAGCCCAAAGUAUGCUGAGAAAUUGCACUACAAAAAAAUAGUAUAUUUGUAACGGAAAUCCGUUCCUAAAGUUCACGUAGCUAACGUAAUUUCAUCUCAAAUUCC